Molecule: messenger RNA, 1764 nt
Organism: Aethina tumida (small hive beetle)
Lineage: Eukaryota; Metazoa; Arthropoda; Insecta; Coleoptera; Nitidulidae
Product: probable serine/threonine-protein kinase DDB_G0280133
Exons: 3
Coding region: 1-1629 (542 amino acids)
Source: RefSeq, a predicted model, not a curated record
AUGAAUUCGUUUAUAGUAAUAUUGCUUGUAACAACAACUGUAUCUGCAAUAAAUGAAAAUAACAGUGACGCGACAACAAAAAACAAACGGACAAUCCCAGAUUUCCAAAAUCAGGCAGAAUUGAAACAGCUUACACCAAUAUAUCAAGUAAACCACCCCAAUAAUCAACCAGCAUAUCAACAAACAUACCAUCAAUCCAACGAGCCCCAUCUUAACAACUUUUACGAAAACUCCAAUAAGUACUAUACGCAAUCUUCAACUCCCAUCAAGACAGUCUUCGAAGGCGAUUCAAAAAUUCCUGCCGUUAAAAAUAUAUUCGAGGACACCCCAAAAGUUGCUGCCCAGCAUGUGCUUUACGAAUAUGAGCAAACGCCCACCAAUGCAGUUUCCAACGUUCAAGUCAAACAACUCUUCCAACGUCCCGAAGAAAGUAAGACUGUACAGACAGAAAAAAUUGCACUUCCAGAACCCAACAGGUUUUUGUCAGCCGAAACCGCCGUAAAUCCCGUACAUCAUAGCACUUUGGUCAACCAUGCCCAAAAUUUCGGCCACGUUGUAAACCAUCCCUUGUACAACGUACAACCCACCCAUGUACAACACCAACAGUACAUACCAAACAAGUACUUUUAUGUCAAUGGGAAGAUCGUGUAUCAACCCGGACAACAAAAUCAACACCCCACGGCAAACGUUAACAAUCACCAGACACAAGUACCAAGAACCAACUUCCAGAACUAUCAGACUCACCCUCAAACUCACCAUAAUCCAGUCCAUUCACAACCUUAUUCGGUUUCCAAUCAAAACUUCGUCCACGGUCAAAGCACGCCAUAUUUGCAUAAUAAACAAUAUCAAAAAAUCCCUCCCUCCAACGUACCACAACAGUACAGAUCACCCCAACAAAAACUCAUACCACCACCGAUGACCUACGUAAGAUUCCAUCCACCAGCCAGACACCAAAUGCAGCCAAUCACGCAACCUGUUGCGACACCCAUUGCCGCCCCAGUAAAAGAAGAACAAGCCGAAGAAGAGGAGGAGGAAGACGAUAAGGAGCAGCUCAGAGAAGAGGAGGAAGACUCUGGUGAAGCCAACGAGGAGGAGGAAUCCGCCAACUUGGAGGAAGCCGAUGGUGAAGCUGAGGAAGAAGAGGACGACAGGGAAUAUCAAAGACCUGAAAAACUACACGGUUUGUUCGGAAAAUAUUCCUUCGACGAAGAUGAAGAGAGGGAUCACGACAGGUAUAAGGAGCACGAAAGCGAUGAUGAGGAAGACGGUGAUGACAGAGACAGCAACAGGGGAUCUUCCAAAUACGUAACGUCAAAAACUAAAAAACCAUACAGAAAAGUUCCAAAGAAUGGGAAGUAUGACAAAAAAGACAACUACAGUUACAGCGAAGGUUACAGUACCAGCACCAAAUACGAGAGUCCAAAAUCCAAGAACGGCAAAGGUAAACCGAAGAAACAUUACAAAAAGGUGAAGUACUCGACGAAUUCUAACAGCAAACCCAAGUACGAAGUGAUUGAAGGAAAACAGUCGCAGCACAUUCCAGUAACGCACAAGCAAAAGUUCGUUAAGGAAAAGUUCUAUCUGUCGAGGAGUUUCAACGACGGAUUCGAGAGAGCCAAAAUGAACUAAUAUACAUAGUACCUUUUUAAGUUUUUAUAUUAUUUUUUACAUGUUUAUAAUGGUAGUUGUAACGAGUUAUUGUUAAGUAUAAACGGAAUAAACACAUGAUAUUUUAUUCUAAAUAUUUAUUGUGUUGCAUUAAUU